Molecule: messenger RNA, 3300 nt
Organism: Chironomus riparius
Lineage: Eukaryota; Metazoa; Arthropoda; Insecta; Diptera; Chironomidae
Source: the annotation of a GenBank genome assembly
AUGCAAUGGAAAUCAAAGCUUCAAAAUCAUGAAAAAUAUCUCGAAUACUACGGAUGUGAACUUGUUAUGCUGCUUCCAGUUCAACAAGAAUCUAAUGCUAUUACUCAUGUAUCUGGAUUUGCUAUUGUUGCAGGCAAUUUAAAAAACUUUAAGGUUCAUGGCAUUUCACCUGUCAUUUUUGAGAUUGCUGCAAAAUAUCAUAAUUAUACUUUUGCAUAUCAGCCUGCUUCUAUGCCAUCAUCGUGGCUAACAAAAACAAGAGAAGAUGGAGUCCCAUUGAUUCAAAUAAAUGACACUGUAAAGGAUCCACAUGUUUAUUUUGAAAUAUCAACUUUACAAAAAAAGAAUUAUGAACUUACAAUAUCAAAAGUUGUGGCUAACUUAAAUGUUAAUAUUUUUGUGACUCCAGCUGAAAAGUAUACACCAUAUGAAAAGCUUCUCUUGCCAUUUGAUUCAUCGACUUGGAUUUUUUCAAUCUUAACUUUUCUAGCAACAUUUCUGUCGAUUCUAGUUAUCAAUAAUCUUCCAAAAUCUACUCAAAGCAUAGUUUAUGGCCAUAAAGUUGACACACCAAUAUGGAACGUCAUCAGCAUAUUCUUUGGAAUUUCACAGACAAAACUGCCAAACAAGAACUUUUCAAGAUUCAUUUUGAUGCUUUUCAUUUACUUUUGCUUAAUCUUCCGAACUUGUUUUCAAAGUAAAUGUUUUGAAUUCAUGACAAGUGAGCCACGAGAACCACCGCCGAAGACUAUUGAGGAUGUUAUAGAAAAGAAUUAUACAGUCUACGCUAUGGACGAAAUGAAAUAUCUCGUUACGAAUAAAGAUAGAAUGACUAAAUGGCCACUGAUCCUUUUAAUGUCUCCGAAUUCAUAUGAAAAGGCAUAUAAUUUACAGUCACAAAAUUCAUCAGCAAAAAUAGCACUUGUUGUGGAUGAAUUUUUCACGAUGUUUUCAAGCGUAAAAUUUCAAAACAUGACACAAAAUUGGAAUCAAUUGAAAGACACUGUUGUCUAUUCAUUUCACGAUUCUUUCGUUUUUAUUGGUAAUACUUUUUAUGUACGAAUGCUUGACAAAAUUAUUGAUCGGUUUAUACCAACUGGAAUUAUGAAUCAUUUGAUUGAAAAUUAUUAUAUAAAAAAAUUAAAAUUCGAAACAAUCCAAAUGAAACCAGAAAUUCUAAGUCUUGAUGAUCUUGCAUUUGGAUUUAAUAUUUGGCUUUGCGCAUGUCUAGUUUCUGUUUUUGGAUUUAUUGUAGAAAAAGUUUCAGCAAUGAAAAGUAGACAAAUGAAAUCAUUUGCAAAAGUACAUCCUAUCAAUCUAGAAUCUAAAGAUGAAAUUUGUAUAGAUCAAGUUACAACGUACGAAAUUACGAAUAAAGUAAAUCCACAAUUGAUUGGAAAAUUCAGAUCAAUUGCACCUACAAUAUCCAAAAUUCUUCACGAAAUCGCUGACGAAUUCAUUCUUAAAGAAAAUAAUGAAUUUUCAAUCAUUAACUAUCAAGUUAAUUCAUUGCUUCUAAGAGAUGUAUCCACAAAAUUCAUGCGACAUCAUAAUCAUCCUUUGAAGUAUUUUGCAUUUAUACGCUUUUUAUAUUUUGAUGAAUUAAAACGUUUGAGUAUUCCAUUUUUUAAUCGAAAAAUUUCGAGUUUUAAAACUUUUUUAUAUCAAUACACUUAUUUCAUUACCGACGAGGAUGAUUCAAUAAUUUUAUCAACAAUCGAAUGGUUUGGUCCUCAUGGAUGUGAUCGUCCACAUGUAUACAUUAUCAAUAAAUUUUACAAAACGACUUUACGAUGGGACAAAAAGCUUGAAAACCAUGAAAAGUUUAUGAAUUAUCAUGGAUGUGAGCUGGUCAUGCUACUUCCUACCCAUUUUGAAGACAAUUCAAUGACACAUUUGUCUGGCUUCAGUAUAAUUAGAGACAAUGUUAAAAGUUUUGAUAUUUAUGGAAUUACACCAGAAAUUUUUAAGAUUGCUGCAAAAAAACAUAAUUAUAAAGCUGGUUAUCAACCUGCGUCGAUGCCAUCAGCUUGGUUAAGACAAAACAUCCUUGGAGAAGUCCAAUUAAUUAGAAUCAAUGGCACUUUAAAAGAUCCUCACGUGUUUUUUGAAAUAUCAACUUUGCAUGCAUUACAUAAUGAAUUAACUUCAACAAAGAUUGUAAAAAAUUUUGAUGUUCAUGUGUUUGUCACACCUGCUGAAAAGUACACUCCGUAUGAAAAGUUAUUCUUGCCAUUUGAUUUACUAACUUGGACCUUUGUCCUGAUAACUUUUAUUGCUACAUUUUUAAUUAUUAUUAUUAUCAAUAAUCUCCCAAAAUCAACACAAACUAUUGUUUAUGGACACAAAGUAGAGACACCGAUUUGGAACGUCAUCAGCAUAUUCUUUGGAAUUUCAUUGAUAAGAUUGCCGAACAAGAACUUUUCAAGAUUUAUUUUAUUGAUUUUUAUUUAUUUUUGCUUGAUCUUCCGAACUUGCUUCCAAAGUAAAUUCUUUGAGUUUAUGACAAGUGAACCAAGACGACCACCACCAAAAUCCAUUGAUGAUAUCAUUGAGAAAGUUUAUUUAGUCUAUAUUAUGAAUUUAUCUAAAUAUAUUUUACACGAUGGAUUAAAAUUGAAUGAAUGGCCAGUUUUUGAAAUGUCUCCAAAUCAGUUCAACUACGCAUAUUUAUCACAAUCCCAAAAUUCAACAGCAAAAUUUGCACUUGUUGUUGAUCAAUUUUUCAUAAACUUUUUGGAUAAACAGCUUAAGAGAAGAUCUCAAACAUGGAAUAAGUUAGAAAAUACUGUAAUCUUUACAUUCUAUGAUUUAUUUAUUUUUUAUGGAACUUCGUUCUACUUUCGAAUGUACGACAAAGUCAUCGAUAAUCUCAUACCAACUGGAAUUAUGAAUCAUUUAAUUGAAAACCAUUAUUCAAGAGAAUUGAAAUAUGAGGAAAUUAAAGGAAAACCACAAAUGUUGACUCUCGAAGAACUUGCAUUUGGAUUUAAUAUUUGGUUUGGUUUUUGUGUAAUUUCCAUAAUUUCAUUUAUUGCUGAAUAUGCUGUAAUUUUUGUUAAAAAUACAAUUACAAAGAUAAGAUUAUGUUUAAUCAAUAACAAAGUACAUCCACUCAAUCAGAUAGCUGAGAAUGAAAUUUGCAUUGAUCAAAUCACAACCUAUGAAAUUCUGAACGGAAUCAAUCAAGAAUUGGUCAAACAUUUUAGAAUUUCAAAAUUAACUCAAGUUGAUAUUGGAAAUGACUCAACUCAAGCUGAAACAAAUGAAGAUAUUGAGAUAAUAAAUUUAGAAAUUUGA